AUGUUAAGCCAAAUAUGUUUGAAUAUCAAAUGGAAAGGACAUGCUGGAGCACCAAAUGACCGCCAAUUUAAUGAUGGGGAUCUUUGCCUUUUUGAUAUGGGACCGGAAUAUAAUUGUUAUGGUUCUGAUGUGACUUGUACAUUCCCUGCUAAUGGAAAAUUUUCUGAAAAACAAAAACUAAUUUACAAUGCUGUUUAUAGAGCUAAUCGAACAGUUUUAAAGGAAGCUAAGCCUGGCAUUCGUUGGACAGAGAUGCAUUUACUUGCAGAGAAAAUAAUUUUAGAAGAUUUGCAGGCUGGGGGGUUAUUAAUUGGUAAAGUAGAGGAAAUGGUGGAAAAGAGAAUUGGAGCUAUCUUUAUGCCUCAUGGAUUGGGGCAUUUUAUGGGACUAGAUAUUCACGAUGUUGGCGGAUAUUUGGGGGUAUUUUCUUCUAAUAAAAGACUAAACUUCGAUAAGUAUGGUUGGGGGUUCUCGAAUCGGGCCAACGUUCGAGUCGUUUUCAGGCCGGCCCGCCGAGUCGAGUAA
Meloidogyne enterolobii is the source of this 525-nucleotide messenger RNA. NCBI's taxonomy places the organism in Eukaryota, Metazoa, Nematoda, Chromadorea, Rhabditida, Meloidogynidae. The record is from the annotation of a GenBank genome assembly.